Messenger RNA from Danaus plexippus (monarch butterfly), 5657 nucleotides. RefSeq names its product translational regulator orb2 (gene orb2). Bases 349 to 1395 code for a protein of 348 amino acids. The transcript is spliced from 10 exons. The record is from RefSeq and is a predicted model, not a curated record. Gene Ontology annotation, biological process: negative regulation of cytoplasmic translation. Gene Ontology annotation, cellular component: nucleus; cytoplasm; synapse. Lineage: Eukaryota; Metazoa; Arthropoda; Insecta; Lepidoptera; Nymphalidae. Gene Ontology annotation, molecular function: mRNA regulatory element binding translation repressor activity; translation factor activity, RNA binding; mRNA 3'-UTR binding.
GUGUCAGUGUUUAACGCGCGUUCACGGCGCAUGCGUGAACAAAACAAACUAGAGCCGGGCUGCGGUCUAUAAAAAUAGUGCCAGUUAGGAAGUGCAGUGAACUGUGAUUUUUUAAACGCAUGACCAAAAAGGAUAUACGUAAAUCGUAUUGUGGAAGAUAACCAAAAAGUUUUAAGCUAAUAGUUUUUAUUAAACUAUAACACUGGCUGAAUGAAGAAAAUAUUUUUUUUUUGUUUCUCGAACGCGAUCGCCUUUUUUUUUCAUUCGGGGGAAGUCUGUCGGUGUGCGCGCUUGUUUUGUGUUUUUUGUUGUAGUAUUUACGUAAAUUGUGUUUAAAUAUAUAGUAAUAUGUCGGUGCACACCAUUCCCCUGAUCACGCCCUUCAUCAGAGGACCCAGAUUCCCGUACAGAAAGAGCAAGUCUCCGUUUUUUCCCGGAGUGGAGGAGGCGGGUGUUGCUAGCGCGGCCGCCGGUUCACCCUCGGGCCCCGCCGACCAGGCGCAGGACGUGGUCUCACGGCUGAGCGCUGCCGGUCUGUCGAUGUGCGUGUCGGCCCUGGGCUCGCCGGCCCGAUCGUCGCCCGUGUCCGCGGGCUCGGAGCACGGGGAGCGGUUUAGUAGGAAGGUGUUUGUUGGGGGACUCCCCCCGGACAUUGAUGAAGAUGAGAUAACAUCGUCCUUCCGCCGCUUUGGUCCAUUGGUGGUGGACUGGCCUCACAAGGCUGAGAGCAAGAGCUACUUUCCGCCCAAGGGAUACGCAUUCCUACUGUUUCAGGAUGAGAGCUCGGUGGCGGCUCUGAUGGAGGCUUGCAUCACGGACGACGACAAGCUGUAUCUGUGCGUGUCGUCGCCGACCAUCCGCGACAAGCCGGUCCAGAUCCGACCAUGGCGGCUCGCGGAUGCGGACUUCGUGUUGGACGCUAGCAUGCCGCUGGACCCGCGCAAGACUGUGUUCGUGGGCGGCGUGCCGAGACCCUUGAAGGCUGUUGAGCUCGCCAUGAUUAUGGACCGGCUGUAUGGCGGGGUGUGCUAUGCUGGGAUCGACACGGACCCCGAGCUCAAGUACCCCAAGGGUGCAGGCCGCGUGGCGUUUUCCAACCAGCAGUCUUACAUAGCAGCCAUCUCGGCCCGCUUCGUUCAGCUCCAGCACGGAGACAUUGACAAGAGAGUGGAGGUGAAGCCGUACGUGUUGGACGAUCAGAUGUGUGACGAGUGCGCGGGGGCGCGGUGCGGCUCUAAGUUUGCUCCGUUCUUUUGCGCCAACGUGACAUGCCUCCAGUAUUACUGCGAGCACUGCUGGGCGACCAUACACUCUCGCCCCGGGCGGGAGUUCCACAAGCCGCUGGUGAAGGAGGGCGCCGACCGACCCAGGGCCGUGCCGUUCCGCUGGUGUUAGUGCUGGCGGGUUGGGGGGAGGAGCUGGAGGUGGGAGGGGGGGGGAGGCGAGAGCGGGACGACGUUAUCCGACGUUAAUGUUAAGAAGAAUGUAUAGAGUUGAAGUACAAGAGUACGCGGCCCUCGCCGCGCCCGCCCCGGCCUGCCCGGCGCGGCGCGACGCGGCGCGGGCGAAUUCGGUUUAAGCAAAUGUGUAUUCAAAAAGUUAGCUAGUUGUUCGUAAGACGGUCGCACGUCCCAGCGUAAGAUUAUAUUAAGACGUAAGUGAAUCACAUUUCUCGAUACUGUACCUGUUAGCUAGCGUGAAUUUCCUAUUUUUCCCCCGUUUUGUAGUUUUUGUUUGUCGGACUCGGAUAUUGUCUCUGGGGUGUGUGUCGCGCGCGGGCGAUCCGGUCCCGGGAUUGCACCGUUUGGUUCGCCGUUUUCUUUGGAGGUUUUGUUCCUAGCAACCGGGAGGCGGUAGUUGAGUACAAACGUUACCAGUUCUGGCUGUAGAGUUACUUUAGUAUAAAUAUAUUUAUAUAUAUAUAAUAUAUGAUUAAUGAGACCGCCGGGGUAGUGCAAUAGAGGAGGGUAGUUUAGUGGUAGUUGUCGUGUCGACAGGCUCUGGCUCGGAUGGAUGUGUCGGUUGACUCGGCCCGUUGUUUGGGUUUGUGUGGUUUGACUGGAGGGGGGAGGGAGGCUGGCUGUGACGUCACGCGACCGACGCGAACCCGCGCAUUGCAUGUUUGCCGCUAUAACGUGAAGUGAGCCGGCGACCUCCCCCGCCCGGGCGCGUAGUGGCGACGCUCGGGGGUGUACUUAACGGAUGCCGUGUGGUAUCCGCACGACCACGGACAGACUGUGCUAGCGCGUAACUUUUUGAUGAUUUUUUCGUGUUUUUUGUAGACGUUUUUUCCGUAUAGUGAUUUCGGUGUCGGGCAAGUGCCUUCGCGAGACCCCUCCCGUCUGGUUUGAACGUGUCUUGUGUGUGCACCGUUUGGUCGGCUGCGGCUGAACACGGGACCUUCGGAACCCAGAAGUCAGACUGUGUGUGUAUUCCAUGUUCUGGCCGUUUGGAAAUUUUGAUCUUAUUGUUGGUCUGGGCUCGGGUGGGUUUAAGCAACGUGACUGUUGAGGGUAGGUGGCAGUUUUACUUUGACUGUUGCCAUCCCUCUCGCACUGUAUGAUAGUGUCGAUCCUAAUGACGCUGUCUCUAUCUACGACGGGGCGGAUGUCGCCAACAGCCCAGGGUCCGUGUCCCGCCCAGCGUUUGUUCUGCAUUUCUCCGCCCAACGGGUUGGAAGCGGUUAAGCGUUAAGUAGACAAAUAUAGUAUAUAGAUUCUUUGCCACACUUUCGGACGUUCCCGAGUAGAUGAAUUAUAUGAUACAUACAUAAAUAUAUAAUAUGUAUAUAUAUAUAUAUAUAUAUUUCUCCUUAGAUGUAUGCACGCGAGUGCGCUAGAUGGAUAGUUUAGGUAAAGCAGUUUCCUCUAUAUAGUAGUACACGUUUGUCCGCUUUGGUUUUCGUUCGGUUUGUUGGGCGCCCCGCGUCGGUGGCGGGUCGACCGUUUCUGUCGCCCGGGACGGUGUUGCCACCGUCCGGACGGCUGCUGUCCCUGGGACGAUGUAGAUUACCCCGAAUCCUAUACUUUGUAUAUGUAUAUACGCUGAGUCGUGUUUGUGUGUCUGUUUUGUUGCUCAACUGAACGUUUAGAACUCGUUUGAUGCCCCCUAGUGUUCGAGGUUGUCCCGUUUUGUAUUUUUGUAUUUUUAUAAAAAACUAUUGUCGUGAAUUCGGACGUGAUUUUUUACUUUGACCCCCGCGGACCGGCUCGCCCUGGGGACCGGUGGAGGGAAGUGGAGGAGACUGUGGAGGGGGGGGGGGAAUAUGAGGGGCGGGUGACGUCAUGGGCCUGUCGAGUGAGGCGGCUCUGGUCCGCGGCGGGGCGCUAUUGGUGUUUAAAAAUAACCGAGUUGUUUGGGAUAUGCGGUCCAUGUUAGCUUGCACUGUACCUUGAGGCUGGACUGGAUGGUGAUGGGCUCUAGCGGCGGACGCGCCGGCAGCCCUGCCGGAGGUGAUCUUCCCCGGGCGGGGCUGCCGGCGGAGGCUGUCGGAAUCGAUUUGGUCGUUAACCGAUUGGGACGGAGGAAGUUUCGUAUUUUAGAUUUUGAGCGUUUCCGGGCGCGCUUGUUUGUUAGUUGGGCGGGCGUCGCGCCGCCCCGCUAGUUUAGUUUGUGACGACGUUUGCGUGUCUCGUUUAGUUUCCGGUGGGGCGCUUUUUAUUUCGGUUCUUUAGUUUGUAGGAGGUCGCCGGCCUGUUUGUCGGCGGCUCGUUUUGCUUGUCUUGUUUACGGCCGGGCGGCCAUUGUUUGUUGUCGUUUGAAGUGUUUUUUUUUUCUUGUUUUAGAUAGUAAUUUUGCAUAUCACAUCACUGCGGGGGGGCACGUUGUGUUUUUGGAGGACGUUUAGCCGUGUGGAUCCUGUCCCUCGUCUGGGUGGAAGUUUUCUGGCACUUGCAUGCGUAUAGUAAUAAUAUUGUUUAGAGAUUUUAAAUCCGCUAUAUUUUUAUUGAAUCGUCGGCGGCGGACUGACGCUAGACAAAUUUUCCGCGCCGCGACCGCCCUGCGACUGUUUAGUCGCGCGUCUGUCGGGCCGCGCGGCAGUCGCAGGGCGGUCGCGGUGCCGCCCGUCUACGAGGGCUUGUAAAUUUUCUCGACUAGAAAUCUUAGUGAAAUUAUAAAUUUAAUAAAUAGCAAAAGUGUAGGUGAAUUGAAGUAAUAUUAAUAUAUAGACCUAGAGUAUAGCGCGGCGUUACUUCCGGACAAUAUUGCUUUUGUAACUCUCUGGCACUUUUUAUUGGAUAUUUUUGUAUGUACGGCGGCCACGGCGAGAUGAUAUUUUUUUAUUAUAUAGCGUGUAUCGGAUGCGGCCCGUCCGUGUAUCUAUCUCUGUCUCUAUCUCUAUCUCUGUCUCUAUCUCUGUCUCUGUCUGUCUGUUAUCAUUUCAAAUUAGAUGUAUAUAUUUUUAUAGGUGGUUAUUUCGUGUUGUUGUAUGUACCUACGAUCAGUUUUGUUGAGCGCGUGCUCUGUGACGACGCGCUCGCUGUCCGCGGCAGCUCUGCCGGCGGCCGCGUGGUGCUCGGCGGUCGUCACACGGCCAGCCGCCUGAAUGAUUAUUAGUGUAUAAAAGUGGAUUUUUUUUAUCUCUAGUUGUAAACGUUUGGUUCGUUUCUCGUUCGUUCACUUUGCUCCUCUGUAGUUAAUGUUAUCUGUGCGAGUGAGGACGGCCGCCUCGGGGUCCCAGAGACCGGUCCAGACUAGACUAGACUAGACUUGACUGAGGCUCGUCCGGUCUAGACUGGGCCGCGCGGACCAGAGGCGGGAAACGAGCGAUUGUUUUUACCAUUUAAUAGAAAUGUAUUUGUAAACGAGUGUUGCCGUUAUUUUAUUUUUUUGUAACGUUUCGCCCCCACGUUUAUUUGAAGUGCAAUUAAUUUUAGAACAUUGUGGAAAUAUUAAAAUGAAUUUGAAACUUUUGUCCUGAGUUUUUGUGUAAGUAGCUUUGUUGUGACGGCGCGGUGUCGGCUGCCUCGGGGCCCGGGCCCGCGGAGCCGUGGAGAGCGCUAGGCGCGAGUACGACCAAAGACGAGUUACCAAAAAGGGCCAGCGAUUGGUCGCGCGACUCGAUUGCCGAUUUUUUUUUUCUAAUUUAUUUUUUACACCGGUUUUUGUAUUUUUUUUUAUUUAUAUAUGUAAUAUAUAUAUUUAAACUAUUACGACUAUAUGAAAAUUUAUAUUAGCCUAGUGAUUUAUUUAGAUAAUUGUUUUUUCAGUAUUUUGAUAGUGUUAACUCUAGCUAGUAAGCCUCGCCGGCACGCGGCGCGUCCGGCGCCUCGGUAUUGUAGUGUCACUGAAUACUGAGCUUUAUUAUUGUAUAAUUUAAAGUCUAAAGUGCGGAUGCAAUACCUUUUUAUAUAUUUGUAUCUGACGCGCGGUAGUUUUUUUUGUUCCGUACAGCGCUGGACUCCCGGCGGUCUGCGGCGUGUUGAUAUUUGGUAGCCAUUUUGUUUGCAGUCUUUGUUUUUGUUGUAUUUUUUGCUUGUAUUUAUUUUUAUUUAUCUGUUUAUUGUCUCGGUUGAGGAAUAUCAACAUGUAUCUGUAUUUAUUGGCCGCCGAGUCUGUAGGGUAUUGUUUGGAAACUGAAAAACUUGGAUUUUUAUAUGAAUUUUAUUAUUAUAAUAUGGUAUUUUACUAAAUAUUAGUCCAAUAUUAAAUCUUUA